AUCUUAUUAUUAUUCCUUCGUAGCUAGAUUUGUUCGUAAUUUUUGAGGUUAGGAUAAGACAGGUUCCCGGUGCGAAAUACAAUUGUAUUUCUUUUUAUUCUUUUUAUUAUAAAAGAAGAUAUGAUGGUUCGUUUUAUUUUUAAAUGUAAAGGUUUUAUACGGAGUCCUUUAAGUAAUCCUAAAGUAAUAACAUAUAAUAUGCACGAAAAUAACGUACGCCGGACAGAUACGAAGAAGAGACAAUUUAGUCGUGUACUCCAUUAUUUUAAUAGUUUUUCGCAAAAUCAAGCGGCCAAAUCUUCGAUUUUCUCAGGAAUAUUUUUGGCGGACAAUUCAUCAUUGCGACAAGUAUGUCGUAUUGCAGCAAAUAACAGUUCCCAUAAUCAACGAUAUUACGCAAACACCUUACAAGGUGGAUUUCAUAACAAAAAGGCCUUAUUUGAAAAUUUCUUUCGAUUUGCACCUACAAUAUUUAAUAACAGGUAUCAAUCUACCACUGCGACUCCUGUAAAUGAAGCUUUUACUGUAGAGAUCAGUGAAUCAGCCGAUAAGCCCUGGUUUUUCAGUAAUUCUGAAGGAGUGGAUUAUGUUUUAAAAGAUAUUUCGGAAAGUCCAGUGGCAGCAGGUUUUCAGACUCUGCUAGAAAAUGUGCAUACCAUGACGGGAUUACCAUGGUGGGGAACGAUAAUUUUAACUACAGUUAUGUUAAGAACUCUUAUCAUUCUUCCGCUUGCAGUCCAUCAGAGACAUAUACUAAUUAAAUUAGAGAAUGCUCAACGUGAAAUGGAGGAUGUAAUUUACCAUACAAAACAAGAAAUUAGUAUGGCAGUAAAGAAGCUUGGAUGGCCGGUCGAAUAUGCAAGAACCAAAUAUCAAGAAAAGGUAAGAGAGGAGUGGAAUGAUGUAUUUCGUAGGGAGAAAACACAUCCCAUUAGGGCUUGUACUCUAAUUGCGGUACAAUCUACAACGUGGAUGGGAAUGUCUAUCGCGCUUGCCAAUAUGUGUUGCACGUUUUCUCAUAAUGACCCAGGUCAAGAAAAUUUAUAUUCAGAGAUGACAUCAGGUGGCUUGGAAUGGAUACAAAAUCUUACAGUAGCCGACAGCUCUUUAAUAUUGCCCUAUUCUGUUGGUCUGCUGAAUUUAGCUAUUAUAGGGGUAAAUUAUCUGAUGUUAAAAGAGGUAAGCGUCGUUCAAAAAUUGACGCUUGGCAGCUUAACGAUUGUAUCCUUGGGAAUGAUACCUCUUGCAAUGGAAUUGCCGUCAGGGUUGGUGUUAUAUUGGACAAUCAGCAGUGGAUGUGGUCUGGUGUUUAACUUAUUUUUAACGUUACCAACGAUACGGAAAGUUUUACGGAUUCCUGGUGUGAAAUCAGAUCUUCAGCGUAAAGAGGAAGUAGCUGAAUGGAUAGUAGCCCGACAAAAUUCAGAUAUAGACACAGCAAAUUCGCGGAAGCCAACAAUUUAACAGAAAAGCUUAAGGAAACUUCGAGAUAUCAUUAACAAGAAAAUAAAUCCUUCUGCGUAAGUAAAUAAUAAAGAAUUUUUUCGAAAAGUC
Belonocnema kinseyi is the source of this 1554-nucleotide messenger RNA. RefSeq names its product cytochrome c oxidase assembly protein COX18, mitochondrial-like. Gene Ontology annotation, biological process: protein insertion into mitochondrial inner membrane from matrix; mitochondrial respiratory chain complex IV assembly. NCBI's taxonomy places the organism in Eukaryota, Metazoa, Arthropoda, Insecta, Hymenoptera, Cynipidae. The transcript is spliced from 6 exons. Gene Ontology annotation, molecular function: membrane insertase activity. Gene Ontology annotation, cellular component: mitochondrial inner membrane. The record is from RefSeq and is a predicted model, not a curated record. Bases 121 to 1464 code for a protein of 447 amino acids.